ACGCGAGGCACGUGAUAUCAUACCAUCAUUAACCAACCAUUAGCCAUUUCGAAAACCCUAGUUCCCAACUUUCGGAGCAACCUCACCGAGCGGAUCUCAAAUCCAAAAACAGGAAGAAUGAGCAGUCGCUCGAGUAGAACUGUGUAUGUCGGAAACCUUCCGGGUGAUAUCCGUGAGAGAGAGGUUGAAGAUUUGUUCAGCAAGUAUGGACCUGUUGUUCAGAUUGAUCUGAAGAUCCCACCUAGGCCUCCUGGCUAUGCAUUCGUUGAGUUUGAAGAUGCCCGAGAUGCUGAAGAUGCAAUCCAUGGUCGUGAUGGCUAUGAUUUUGAUGGACAUCGGUUGCGGGUCGAACUAGCUCAUGGUGGGCGGCGUUCAGCUAUGGAAACUCGUAGUAGUUACAGUGGUGGUCGUGGUGGACGUGGGCCAUCUAAGAGAUCUGAGUAUCGCGUUAUAGUUUCAGGUUUGCCUUCUUCUGCUUCAUGGCAAGACCUCAAGGAUCACAUGCGUAAAGGAGGUGAUGUCUGUUUCUCUCAAGUUUUCCGUGACGGUAGAGGUACAACUGGAAUUGUAGAUUAUACCAGCUAUGAGGACAUGAAGUAUGCGAUAAAAAAACUUGACGACUCAGAGUUCCGUAACGCGUUUUCCCGUGGAUAUGUCCGGGUCAGAGAAUAUGAUUCGAGGAGGGAUUCCUCUAGGAGCCCUGGCCGUGGUAGGUCCUAUUCCAGGAGCCAUAGCCGCAGUCGGAGCCGUAGCCGCAGGAUCAGGAGCAGGAGCAGUAGCAAGAGCAGGAGCCCAAAGGCUAGAUCUUCACGUAGGUCGCCUGCUAAGUCUACAUCAAGAUCUCCUCGCGCCCAUUCUAAGUCAAGGUCAAGGUCUCCACUUGGAUCUCGAUCAAGAUCAGCAUCUCCUCUGCCUUCUCAUCAGAAGGAAGCGAGUAAGAGCCCUAGCAAGCCAAGCCCGACCAAGAGCCCUAACCGCAGCAGGAGCAGGAGCCCAUCUCGGUAAGAUUCAGUGGCAAGUGAAAAGAAUAUCUCUGAAACUCCCAAGAAGCAGGAGCUGCAUUUAUGGAGGAAAAGUGUUUAUUCCUUCGUUGUCGUAAGUGGAUGGAUCAUAUCUUUAUGUUCUUUAAAAAAAAGUCGCAAGUUGUAUUCGGGAUUCUCAUGGAUUGUUGUGAUACUCUUUUAAAUUUCCGUUUGUAAUAUCACGGCAACGAUGCUUCAGAUUCUGAAUGUUCCCUUAUGAAGAUGAACUUCUUGGUUUUA
Molecule: messenger RNA, 1262 nt
Organism: Tarenaya hassleriana
Lineage: Eukaryota; Viridiplantae; Streptophyta; Magnoliopsida; Brassicales; Cleomaceae
Product: serine/arginine-rich-splicing factor SR34
Exons: 14
Coding region: 118-1005 (295 amino acids)
Cellular component (GO): ribonucleoprotein complex; nucleus; cytoplasm
Molecular function (GO): mRNA binding
Source: RefSeq, a predicted model, not a curated record